AUGAUUAUGGACACAAGUGAUUCUUCAGAUGACGAAAAAGAUUUGGUGGGAGGCAAAAAAUCAAAAUUAAAAAUUGUUGAUGUAGCUGAAAAUGAUGAACAUUCUUCAACAGAAGAAAAAGAUGUAAAAGAACCAGUUAAAGCUUUAGUUAAAAAGAAUCGAAAGAAAAAAUCAACUGAUAUUAAGCGUAGACAAAGUCGACCAAAAACAACACAUACAAGUGGAAAACUACGAAAGAAAACUGUUAAUACAGGUUUAAAUGGAAGUUAUUGGAAUGUUGUUCAAAUUGAUCGUCAUGCUCAUACAACUACAUUUGAUCAAAGUCAUUUUGAUGAUGACGAUGAUGAUACAACAUCAUUAUCAGAAAAAGCAGCCCAUGAAAAACUUGAAACAUUAUUAAUAUCUACAACAUCUUCGUCAUCAUCAUCAUCAUUAUCAUCAUCAAACGAUUUGCGAACACUUUUAUAUACAAAUAAAACAUUUAUAACAUGUCGAAGUCCUGCUGAUGCAUUUUUUCUUUGUCAAGUUUUACAAGAUGUUUUUAAUGAUACAAAAAAAAUUCGUAUUCGUUGGUGUUCAUUAGCUGAUGAAAAUGGUGAUGAAACAAAAAUUGAUGAAAAUACACGUUUAAAAUUAGAUUAUGAAGAUACACUUGAUCCAAAUACUAUAUUAACUGGUAUAACACAUGUUGUUCGUCAUUCGGAUAAAACAAUAUCAUUAAAGAAACAAGAUAUUAUUGAAACAAAACGUUUAUUAGAAAGAUCAAUUAAAGGUGAAACUGUUUCAUCUGAUGAACCAAUGGAUUUAACAAAAGAAAACAAUAAGAAAACAUUGGAACAAAUUAAAGACGAUUCAAGUGAUGAUGAUAGUUUAGCUAUUAGACCAACAACAAUAACAAAAGCAAAAAAAAGAAAAAUUUCUCCGGAUGAUUUACGUAAACAACCAGUCAAGAAACGAGCAAGAAAAAUAAGUGGUGAAGCUGCUCCUAUAAAAAAACGACGACGAACAAAAGAUAUUACUGAAAUAACCCAAGGUGAAAAACCAGCUAAAAAAACAGCAGCAAAACCUAUGACAACAUCAAAAGCACAAUUAUUUAAAGUACAAAGUAAUCGUUUAUUGAAAGAAAAUUUAGCAAUAACUAAUUAUCGAAAAGAUCCAUUUUUCGAAGAUAAUGUAUCUGUACCUUUUAUUUCUUCAUUGGUUCAAAGUAAACUAGCUAUUCGAGCUGUACUUAUUAAUGAUUCAAAUUUAUUGAAAACUUUAAUUGAUGAUGUUGAUCGAGUUUGUUCGGUACAUGUAAAACGUAGUCUUCAUAACGAUUUAGCAGCUAUUCACUAUGCAAUUAAAAAUGACAAUAUUGAAAUGCUUAAAAUUUUAGUCGAAGAUUUAAAAACACCGAAAAAAGAUCGAUGUCCUUUUCCAACGGUUUCAAUGACAACACAAAGCACUGGAAGAGCAAAUAUUCAUACAUUUGGUUUUCGAACUGCUCAAAUCAUGGCAGGUCGAGGUGUUAAAGAAGGCAAUAAUGCAUUGAAAAAAGAUGAAAUGAGCUCACUUGAAACAAGUGAUUGUGGUGAAAUAAUUGAAUAUGCAAUAAAAAAUAAUUGUUCGCGAAAAAUCUUUGAUUUACUUUGCGAAGCAUUUCCUCAUGACCGUGCUGGAGUUUAUGAACAAGUUUUUCAUAUUGUUCGUUCUGGUCAUCGAAAAUUAGCUGCAAGUAUUAUUGGUGAAGUAAAAGAUAAUAGUUAUUAUGGAUUUAAUUAUGUCCAUCAUCAAGUUUUGCUCUUUGAUAAUGAAGAUUUAACAAUAAAUCGUGCAGCAAGUGUUGGUAAAAAAGCAAGAGAUAAUUUUAAUUUAACACCCAUACAUUGCGCAGCCAUUAAUCCAAAUUCAAAAUAUUUAAAACAAUUAUUGAAUAUUAUGCCCGAAUAUAAUAUUCUUGAUAAAUAUGAACGACGACCAAUACAUUUUGCUGCUGCAUGCGAAGGACCAGAACCACUUGAAUAUCUUUUAUCCAAACAAGUUAAUUUUAAUGAUGGUGAUCGUGGUGGUAAUUCUCCUUUACAUAUUGCUGUAAUGAAUGGUCGAGCAAUAAAUGCUGAGAUUCUUUUACGUACAGCAAAAGAAAAAGCUGAAUCGAAUGAUUCAGAAGAUCAAGUAGUUCAUCAAAAAUUUGGUCUUGCAUCAAUUAAUCGUAUGAAUAAAUCACGAUUUUAUCCACUUCAUUUAGCUGUACUUAAUGAUCAUUUGGAAUGUGUCAAAGUUUUACUUGAAUUUGGUGCUAAUGUUGAUGUAUUAACAAGUACAUCGUCAGGAAAAUUAACAUCAUUAAUGUUAGCAUGUCAAAAAGGUUAUUUUAAAAUAGUUAAAUAUUUAAUUGAAAAUGGUGCAAAAGUUGAAGCUCGUGAUCGUUUUAAAUGUACACCACUUAUUCAUGCUUAUUAA
Molecule: messenger RNA, 2445 nt
Organism: Rotaria sp. Silwood2
Lineage: Eukaryota; Metazoa; Rotifera; Eurotatoria; Philodinida; Philodinidae
Source: the annotation of a GenBank genome assembly